UUUUAAUUUACUUCCGGUAAAAAGGUAGAAAUUUUUUUACAAAUAAUAAUAUUAUCAUUUCUCUGUAUUUUAAUUGAAAUUAGCUAUUUAAUGAUGAUAUAAUAUGAGAGGAAUAUUUGUUGGACAACAUAUCAACGAGUGAAGAUGGGAAAUUCGAUAAAACCUCACAUCGAACGUGCAGAGAAAUCAGGAGCUUGCCAACUCGGAAAACAGGGGCUUGACGAGUUCCCCCCUGAGCUCCAGAAGCUUGUGAAAAAUCUGCGAACACUGGAUUUAUCAGAGAACAAAAUAAGCAGUAUACCGCCAUCGAUAGGAGCCUUUUUGAUGCUAAAAAGUUUGAACUUAAAUCAGAAUCGUUUAGGAGGAUUACCAAAUGAACUAAGCAAGCUUAAAAAACUGGAAUCACUUCUAGUCAGCAACAACAGACUGACAAGUAUCCCUACGGCAUUUGUUGAACUAAAGGCAUUAAGGACAGUAUCUUUAUCACACAAUCAAUUAAAGACAUUUCCUCUUGGAUUUUGUGGACUGAAAAAUCUAGAUGUUAUUGACUUGUCGCAUAAUAAGAUCCUGGAGAUACCACAUGAGGUUAACAAUAUGCAGGCCAUCGAAAUCAAUUUGAAUCAAAAUCAGAUAUCUAGAUUAUCAGAGAGUAUAGCAGAAUGUCCUCGAUUGAAGGUGCUAAGAUUGGAAGAGAAUUGUCUUGAGCUGAAGGCAUUUACAACCAAGAUCAUGAAAGAGUCACAGAUAUGUUUACUAGCCAUAGAGGGGAAUGUAUUCGACAACAAAGCUUUUCAUAACUUAGAUGGUUAUGAGGAGUAUAUGGAAAGAUACACAGCAACAAAGAAGAAGUUCAAUUGAGGAUAAAAACAGUAUUAUUUACUGAAUACCUGAAUGUAAAUUUGAAGUUCAUCACUGUUUAAAUGCCUAUAUAUGUACCUAUAACAACAAAUGGUUAAUCGGACAGUACCACCAUUGUAAACUUACAUCAUGAGUGCAUCAAUUUAUUUGGAAUUCGAACACCUAAGAGAAAGGGAGGCCGAAGUCUGACCAAUUGUUUUCAUAUUCUCUGAUACGUACUUGGCAUAGCACCCGCUACAAUCAUGUACAGCUCUGUCUACAAGACAACCUAACACUUCUAUGUACAGUGUACCUGUAAAGUGGAAAACCUCUAUAAGUGGAACACCUCUGUUAGUGGAACACUUUUCAGAGUCCAACGACAAACUGACUUAAUGUUAA
This is a messenger RNA of Owenia fusiformis, 1236 nucleotides long. The record is from the annotation of a GenBank genome assembly. NCBI's taxonomy places the organism in Eukaryota, Metazoa, Annelida, Polychaeta, Sabellida, Oweniidae.